Molecule: messenger RNA, 1543 nt
Organism: Manacus vitellinus (golden-collared manakin)
Lineage: Eukaryota; Metazoa; Chordata; Aves; Passeriformes; Pipridae
Gene: OTULINL
Product: OTU deubiquitinase with linear linkage specificity like
Exons: 8
Coding region: 45-1157 (370 amino acids)
Biological process (GO): protein linear deubiquitination
Cellular component (GO): cytoplasm
Molecular function (GO): cysteine-type deubiquitinase activity
Source: RefSeq, a predicted model, not a curated record
GUCAGGGGAGAGAAAUCCAGCUGAGGGGAUACUCUGGAGAGGAGAUGCAGAGGCAACAUGACAGAAAGGCAAGUAAGAACAAAGACCAGUUCCCUGAGCAAGAAAAGCAAAGCAGAAUUAACCACUCAAAGAGAAGUGUCGGAAGGCAUGAGGUGUGGUCCUGGACAACAGCUACCAAGGAAUCCUUGUGUUUCAUGUGGCAAAAAGUGAAAGAGCAGCUAAUGCUAAGCAUGUCUUUCCUUGCUGCUGUUUUUUGGUAUUGUAGAAGGCUAUACAGCUUUUUAGCACAGCUACUGAAAUGGUGGAGCAACUACCUUCAGAGAAAACUCAUAAGGAAUCUCAGUGUGCUGACAGAAGUUGAUCUACUUGGUUAUAGUGCGAGAGAAUGGAAAGGAGAAACAAAGCAGGCCAAACACAUGAGGGAGGCUUAUGAAGAAUUGUUUUGGAGCUGUCAUAUCAAAUACUUGAGACAAGUCAGGAGAGACAACUAUAGUGCAGUAAGAGCGGUGCUUUUUCAGAUAUUCAGCCAAGGCAUUCCUUUUCCUUCAUGGAUGAAGGAAAGAGAUAUAUUGAAGCUUCCUGAAAAGCUUUUGUAUUCUCAAGGUUGUAACUGGAUUCAGCAAUACAGUUUUGGGCCAGAAAGAUACACAGGUCCCAAUGCCUUUGGGAAAUUGCGCAAAUGUAUGGAGGCAUUAAAGACAAAUUGGGCUGAAAUAAGUGCUACUAAAGAUCAUGAAAAAAGAAGAAACAUGUGUAAUACACUCUUUUCUGAUGAAAGCAAGGAACACAAACUAUUUGAGGCCAUAAAGUUCAUCAUGCUCUAUGAAGUUGUUGAAGCCUAUGAGCAGAUAAAGAACAGGGAAGAACCUGUACAUAAUCUUUUUAGCCUUCUUUUUGCUCGUGAUACUUCAUCUGACCCUCUGAGUUUCAUGAUGAAUCAUCUGAACUCCAUAGGUGACUCUAUUUGCCUAGACCAGGUUGAACUGUUUCUUCUUGGAUAUGUACUUGAAGUAAAGAUAAGAGUUUACAGACUGCAUAGGUUUAAUACUGAGGAAUUUCAAGUAAACUAUCCAGAUGAAUACCGAAGGGAAUGGAAUGAGAUUUCUCUCCUGACUGAGGAUGACCACUACUAUCACAUCCCCCUGUUCAGAACGUGAAGGACCAGUGACUUGUUUUUCCUUUGUAAAAUAUAGUGAGUGACCACUUCCAGUGAAUUAGGUUUCUAAUCAUUAGCAGUAAAAUCUUGAGAAUGCUCGUUAAUGAUUACAGAAUGAUUUGUGGGUUUAUUGUGUAAACAUUUUGCUUUCCCAUUGCAGAUCAGUUCACCAGCAGUCAGACAUAAAAACCGUAAAACAUAUUGCUAUAGUGUCUGGGGGAAAAAAAAGUCGCAUUUGAGGGUUGUCAGACAAAAAAAAAUUGGACUGCCUGACAAAGAAAGCAAAGGUAAUGCUGGAUUUUCGAUUACUGGCUUAAGGGUUUACUCUGGAUGGGUUAAACUCAAGUGCCUAAAGCAGAGACUGCCUUUCCCUACUGCCUGUCUAUC